AUGGUUAUCACCCCAGGGUUUGUUGUCCACCCCACUCCCAAGGCUCAAAGCACAACGAAGUCCAAAGUCUUGUACUUAUGGAGUACCCAGUUCCAUGUCGAUAAUCUAUCGAGUGCCCACGUUUACCUGCGCCUUCGCGAUGGUGAAACAUGGGACCAGAUCCCACAACCGCUCCUAGAAGACUGUGCCCAGCUCACCAAAGCCAAUUCCAUUGAAGGAAACAAGAAGGAUAACAUCACAGUGAUUUACACGCCAUGGUCAAAUUUGCUGAAAGACGGGUCAAUGGCGACUGGACAGGUCUCAUUCCACAACCCCAAAAUGGUCCGAAAAGUCUACGUUCGACAGCGAGAAAAUGCAAUUGUCAAUCGGCUCAACAAGACUCGCGAGGAAAGAUUUCCGGAUCUUCGCGCAGAGAAGGAGGAAUCUCUGAAGAAAAAGCAAAAGGAAGAACGAAGAGCAAGAGACGAGCAACGUGCCAGGGAAAAACAGGAAAAGAGGGAACGUGAACAGCUCAAAUGGCAGAAAGAGCAUGCCUACGAUGACCUGUUUAGUGAAGGGAACAUGCAGGCCACCAGCAAUCAGGAUCGAGACUCGGACUUCCUGGAUGACUUUAUGUGA
Messenger RNA from Aspergillus lentulus, 618 nucleotides. RefSeq names its product coiled-coil domain-containing protein 25. Lineage: Eukaryota; Fungi; Ascomycota; Eurotiomycetes; Eurotiales; Aspergillaceae. The record is from RefSeq and is a predicted model, not a curated record.